UGUUAUGACACAGCGCCGGCUUUCGCCUGUCUAUUGCAACAGUCAGGAACACGUCCAUGUCGGCCGGACACAAAGAUUUACAGCGUUGUUGUAGGUCACUCCGUUGAGUACCAACUGCAAGAGGGUGACGGCUGUGGAUCAGAGAAAGUUUUCUGAUCCGAGAAACCCAAAUAUAGAGAGGGAGAAAGAGGGCGUUACGAAGACGACGGUAGAAAACCGCUCAGAAAUCUACUACUUGACGAACUGCGGCAUAACAGCAUUGCAUCGGUGAUAAUUUCAGAUGUUUUUAUGCUUGUAUCAGUCGGGUGUUUGGUGAUUGAGGUUCGACGGUCCGAUGUAGUCAAGACUGAGUGUCCGAGCUGCGAUUGUCCGAAGAAAGUGUCCCUAGCCGAUCGAAACAUUGGAGAAAUUAGAGAAGAGCUGAUGCUUGCACGAUACUACCGUCAUUAUUAUCAGAGAAUCGCGCAGUUUUCGCGCGACAUCGCGGAUGCUCACCGGCUUCGUGCAGAAAAUCGGCUUAGGUGGCCGGGAUUAGUUGAAAGGUGCGUGCCGCGUGAAGUGCACGAACUGUCAGAUACAUGCACAUGUGAAUCCAGUCGUCAGGUUAUCAGUACGGUCAAUUUGUGAGAGAUAACAGUGACCAUAUAUAUGUUUAGAACCAGUAGCUAAUAAUUAUUUGUGCACGAUCCCUAGCAGUGUUGGAGUGGCGGAACUACGUAAACUCCGCGACAACCUUGUGGUUCGCUCACGUUUUCUGGACGGUACCAACUCCGUAUCUAAGUCAACACCAGGGUGCGGCGAUAGUAGGGCAGCAGCUGCUAUUUCCGCUGAACGGCCGAUGAAUCAGACCGUAGACAAAAAGUAACAUCAUAGCUCGAAUGGGCUUCGAAUUUACACUACUUGUGAUGAAGUUCGUGAUGAUGAAGCUGGCUUAAGUCGCGACGAAAUUUCAUCCUCCGAUUCCUCUGGCCAAGUUACCUCAUCGAGAGCUGAUACCGACUUUUUCAUGAGAGGGGUCUCUUUUUCACGAGCUUUACAAAGGCCAGACGGGCACGUGACGGUGCGAGUCCGAAGUUAAAACAGGAGAAGGCCAGAUAAAACUGUCCUUCCGUAUAAACAGCGUGAGCUGUUCGAAGUGGUGACAGUCGAUAAGUGUAAUCGAUUUAUCGGGUGGCGGGGUCAGCCGUUAAGACAGAUAAACGAGGGGAAACAAGACCAUAAAAUGCGAAAUUAUAGAAAGUUUCUGGCGAUCGUAGAUAUCGUUAGACCCGUUGCUUGGCUCCAUUGAUAGAAGUACAACACCACGUUUUUGGCUUGUGGUUACGCUUGUGUGUGUGUAGCCUGUAAGUGGAAAGAGAAUCUGUUUGCGUCGUUCUUUCAAGUACCAGUUCUUGCUGAUUAUUUGAGAAUGGCGCUGGCGGUUACACAUGUGUUAAUGACUAUUACAUCAGUUAACUAAUCGAAUUUAUCAAGUAACUUCCCAUACUUCUACAACAAUUGAAGUUCAAUUGAUGCAACAACACGAACUACGGAACAGUUUGUUAUCUAGAAUAGUGACACCUAAUCGGCAAAGUUCAUUUCGAUUGCGUUAGUGCAAAAGUAGAUGAAAAAAGUUAACGGGUUACCCAUAUUGUUUCGUGACGUCUCUCGUCGGUGCUGAACGGCCUUAACGCUAAAACAUUCUAACGAUGAGCUAACGGUAACAGCGCGAAUUCGUGCUGGCCGAAGUAUACUGAAGCCAAAAGUCAUGUAGUAUAAGGUAGAUCAUCUUUGACGGUGGUUCGUUCGAUCCGUACUAUUCAACCCGAGCUCAAGGUGAUUAAGUUAGCCGUACCUAAAUUUCUAAUGGAAUCAUCCAUCUGUGACCUCUUCAGUACAAUUUUAUUUAGUCAUCGCGGCCUGGUUAAGAAGUGCAUCGAAGUACCAAUGAUUAUGAAGUGCUGCAGAUAAUGGUUUGACGCUUUCAGGGCGAUAUAUAUAUAUAUCAUACUAGAAGAUCGGACAGUAAAAAGUGAGGACUAAAGAUAAACGAAGUACUGCCUUCACCAUCUGAUCAACAGACGACGCAGCAGCAGCAGCGGCCGAAGUUCUUCCCUCUGUGCAUAAACACAUGUGCCUGUCGCAACGAAUAUAGUUAUCAGCUGUUCGAUGGAUUAUGGGGUGUUUGUACACCAGUUGCUACGGUCGGCGUAUACCGGAAUCUGUGGUGACUCGGCAUGGAGUCGUCCUUUUUUUGGUCUUUGCCGUUUUUCACCUAAAUCAAGUGUCCGCCAGUGGUCAGUCGGGACUAACCGCCUCCAAUCAUAGGACCCGGGACACGACGAUACCUGAUGAACACGCCCAUACAGGAAUGGUCCAACCGACAAACUCUGAUCCUCAGGUUACCCCUCUGCAUUCGACGAUUUCGUCAAAUAACCACAAUGGUGGCCACCGGGCCGGUCACCACGAGCGACCGAAAACGUUCAUAAUUGCCGCGAUCGACUUUGAACACGUGUCCGCCCCGUUCAUCAUUGUCGUAUGGAUAAUCAUCGCUGGAUUGGCCAAAAUCGGCUUUCACCUAACUCCAAAGCUGCAUCAAAUCUGUCCCGAAUCCUGCAUUUUGAUCGUUAUUGGAGUAAUUAUUGGCCUACUCUUUCACUACGCUGGCGUCCAGGAAUUCAACAAUCCGCUUACGCCAACCGUAUUCUUCACCUACAUGUUACCGCCUAUCAUUCUCGACGCAGGAUACUUCAUGCCUAAUAGGUCGUUUUUCGAUAAUCUUGGGACGAUCUUAAUGUACGCGGUCGUAGCCACUGUAUGGAAUGCCCUUACAGUUGGUUUAUGUCAUUGGGGUGUCGGGCUUACGGAAUUUUACGGGCCAACGCCAAUCGGGAUACUCGAGUGUUUUCUAUUUGCGUCAAUCAUCGCAGCGGUGGAUCCCGUAGCCGUGCUUGCGGUGUUCGAAGAGAUUCACGUCAACGACCUUCUCUAUAUCAUCGUAUUCGGGGAGAGUUUGCUUAAUGAUGCCGUAACUGUGGUAUUGUAUCGCAUGUUCGAAACGUACUCGAUUCUGGGAAUAGAAAAUGUCACUGCGGUGGAAGCGAUCAAGGGGAUUAUCAGCUUCUUCGUUGUCGCUCUUGGAGGAGUGGGUGUCGGAAUUUUGCUAGGACUGAUUGCAGCGUUCACGUCCCGUUUUACUCAUCAUGUACGGCCAGUUGAGCCUCUCUUCAUUUUUCUCUUUGGCUAUUUAGCCUAUUUGCUCGCGGAAAUGUUUAAAUUAAGCGGCAUCUUAUCUCUGACAUGUUGUGGCAUGACGAUGAAAAAUUACGUGGAGGAAAAUGUCUCGCAAAAGUCUCAUACAACGAUUAAAUACGGAAUGAAGAUGAUUGCAAACUGCUCGGAAACUAUUAUCUUUCUCUUCCUCGGAGUAACAACGGUCAACGACAUGCACGAAUGGAACACACAAUUCAUCUGCUUAACAAUUCUGUUAAUUUCUGUCUUCCGAACACUAGGUGUCAUAAUCUGUACAUGGCCAUUGAACAGAUACAGACUACAUAAACUGAACAAGGUUGAUCAGUUUAUUAUGUCUUACGGAGGACUGAGAGGUGCUGUUGCUUUCGCUCUCGUCCUCGUCGUCGAUGAGGAGGUGGUUCCUCAGAAGCGGAUGUUUGUAACGACUACGAUUGCGGUCAUCUACUUCACGGUAUUCUGCCAGGGAAUGACCAUCGGCCCGCUAGUCCGCUUGCUCAAUGUACCCACAAAAGACUCUACUCGUAUUUCAAUGAACGAGCGUCUGCACACGCGGCUGUUUGACCAUCUAAUGGCUGGAAUCGAAGAUAUCACUGGCAUGUUUAUGGGCAACUACAAACUGCGAGACAAGUUCAAGCACUUCAAUAAUCGAUGGAUCAGACCUAUCCUGCUAAAUGACGAUCGUGUACGGGAACCUAAGAUCCUCGAGACCUGCUCAAAACUCACCAUGGCAGACGCGGUGAACAUUGUCAAAAAAAACAAUUCGAUGCUCAACACUUUAGCGAUGUCGAAGGAAAAUGGUAUGUCUUUAUCAAGUAUCGUCCGUACCUAUACACAGAGCAAUCUAAAUGCCUCAGGAUCCUUCGGCGGUCCGGGUCUACCUCGGAACGAUUCUUUCGGAGGAAUUCCUGUAGGAGACCGAGCUACUGAUCUGAAUUAUGAUAUGAACGAAUUGCAUUGGUCGCCCAGCGGGAAGGAUAUUCAGGAAGCAGAACUUCAUCAUGUUUUGAAGGAUGCGCUUGCCAAGCCUAAGUCGCGGUAUAUCCGCUGGCGGGACGAGCAGCGAUCCCCGAGCGACAGAGGCCACUCGGUAUCAGGUGCUAAUCCUCUACAUCACGAAAUCAGGUUGCAUGCAAGAAGGGUAAUGAGCGAAGAGGCCCGCAAACGCAAUUUACGCCGUCAACAACAGCGUCAACAACAGCUGACCAAACACUCACACAGGUUGACGCUAUGCGGUGACCAAUCUAGAAGUCAGAUGAAAUUAUCCCGCAGCUCAUCGUUCGACUCUUAUUGCGGGAACGCUGUGGAAUUGCUUUCAAAGUCGAUAGGUACCAUUGAUGACACGUUCUCAAAACGCUCACUGCCGGAAGGUCUCAGCAGUGCCGCUGGGGAGGUGACGCUUUGCUGUUGCAUUGACGUCGAAAUGGUGGACUUCGUCCUUAAAGACCAAGACAGCAGUGUCUCCAGCGACGAGACGCAAAUGUCUGGGGGCUACCGACGUGGAGGAGUUCGUGCCGGCUAUGGCGGCGGCGGAGGAGGCGGCGGCCUCGGCCAAAGAACGAAGAGCCACUCGCACUUCAACCAACCGGAAACGAUUGAAGAGGGCCCACAUCAGCAACUUGGAAGAUAUAACAAGGACUUUAAUUCAAACCUCGAGGACGAGGAGGGCAUCACUUUCGUCGCCAGAACAGCGUCUCAACGAGACCCUCAAAAAGAUCGCAAAGUUCUAACCGAGGCUGAAGCUGUUUUGCCCUGGAAAAGAGGCGACGAAAAUCUGGCAGAAGACGGAAGUGUUGGUCAGGGGUCAUCUGCGAGCCGUCCAAUGCACGAAGUGCCUUCGUGGUUUGAGAACAAGGAGUACACCCGAUAUCGAUCACCUACUGCAACGCUCAUCAACAGGUGGAACCAGCAAAUCGGCAAGAGGCUCACCCCAGGCACAACAAGGAGCCGGAAGAUAAUGUUCGUCUCUAAGAAGCUCUUGUUUAAGAUUACGGACUACCGCUAUUAUUAUUUGAUCAUUAUUUGUAUUAUUGUCACUGUCAAGAAACAGCAAGUUCCAAAAAUGACAACUUGUUUGAUUGAAAGGGAAUAGAAGCUUACAAAACUAAAAUAACCCUGGUCUACCAGGUCGUUCCAAGGGACUUUCUAAAAACAGGCGGUGCUGUGAUUGCUGGAUCACCUCAUGGAUAGCCUUUUAGACCAUUCCAUAGGUGAGAAGGCUUAAGCCACGCUUUAAUUUAAAGAUGAGCUAAUAACAAAUGUCACUUACGAAUAAAACGACGAAAAAUUAGGCGAAAGUUAAGUACAAUACCGGGUCAGUACCGAUGUGCGCAUCGGAUAUCUAUAGGAAAAUUGUAGUAACGAGGUCGAUCAUACGCAACCGGAUGUCCAAUGCAAUUGAAAGGAUGUCCAAUACUUCUAGAAAUGCCCGUAUCCUACAUUUUGGGUUGAUACUUUUCAGCCAAUUUCGAGUGACCUACGUUUCAACUAUUACAUCCGGUAUUACCGUUAUGCAUUCCAUCAGACGCUUCUAAUACGAAACAAAUUGUGUCUAUACUCGGAUUCGAUGUGUCCUUAAGAUUAGGAAGUAGAUACGUUACACACUACGCUGCCACGAGGACGGGAAUUUCGAGUAACAUAUAAUUGCCGAAACGCGACAGGACAUGUAAAUAUUGAGGAAAACGAUAAAACGGACCAGUGCCACACAGCCUAGAAAUCGCUAACAAAAGGAGGUUUUACUAUUGGCAGUGUACAAAAAGGCCGGUUGUACGCAAAAGUUCGAAUUUUCCCUGUCCAAGAAUAUAUAUUCCGGUAUGGCAUCCUCCCGCUAAGUGAGACGGUAUUUGAUUGACGUAGUAGAGUAUUAUUGUCAGUAGGCGCGCGCCAACGCGCUAUAGUACAGUUUCAAUGACGGAACAGUAUGUUCUGGUCAAACUGUAUGUCCUGCCCCGAUAUAGAUAAACAGACGAAGUGGUCAAGAGAGACCGAAGGUCUGAAGAAAAGCAACGACGAAACCAGUCAAGCUAAAUAUUAAAAGAUAUCUCUCUAAACACACUAUUAAGAGCGAAACAAAGUUGGGUUUGUGUUCAUUCCAAGGAGAUAAAAACAUUUUUCGAAAAAAAAACUCCAGAAAAAUAUGGAUGGAAAAUGCACUACAACAAGGAGAAAAUAAUUAACCUUACUGCAUGUCGUUUGCCAUUAGUACAAGGAAACAAUGACGGAAUCAAUGGCGGAUUGUUUACAUACACUACCGUAGAUCAAACAAGAGACACAUGCACAAAGCCAGCCACAAAAGGUGACUAACUGAUGUAUGCCAACAAGUUGGCUGUAUGAAACAUUUUCGCUUUGUCCGCAUAUUGUUACAUUGGGACCAUCUUAUCGAAACGUUUUAGUCCUCAGAGAACCCGUCAAUCCACCGACGCUUCUCUAAAAAGGUCGAAAAACAUGUAUUAGUAUAAUACGCUAUUACUGAACUUUGUUCCAAAAAGUAACUACGACAUACAGGUACCUAAGGAUAUCCCUACACAUAAUCACGUUUUAGUUUAUAAGAAGCUCUUCACGUUUUGCAGGCAACAUUGAUUCUUAUAAGCUUUGCCAAUAAAAGGUAAAUUGACCGUUGCUAUUCGAACCGAACCUAUUUGGGGUAGCGUAAACUUUUAAUAUAUAUGAGACCUGCGUGACCUCGUCAUCCUCUGCUUUUGGGGAAGCUAGAUAUCGGCAUUGGGAUGGUGUCAUAAACAGAAUGGUAAUUGUAGCCACUUGCGCAACACAAACAGGAGUUUACGUAUAUAUUCCUACUUUAUCCAUGCAUGUUGGUCGUAGAUUCACCUUCGCGUCAUGGAUAGAAAAGUCGUUAUAAUAGCAUUUGCGCCUUAGUUCCACUGGCUUUCCUCCAUCGUGGUCCUAUUUAGCGCCCGUGAUAAUAAUAGUUGUGGCCAUAAUGGUCGGAGGACCAUGGCUGGUUCAGUGGGUGCUGACGAUUUUACUUUAAACAUAUUCUGCCUGUUAACGAGAUAACUAAGUGUAGGCGAAGGGGGGCUAACGUCUUACGGAACAAAGGAUUUGCAGCCUUUAUAGGACUGUAUAACGAAGCAAACUACGUAUCUGGCAAAUCUCAAACGACAUAGAAAUAUGGUUCACAAGAAUUGAUCCAAAGCUGUGACAAAACACGUCGCUGAAGUUGUGCCAAACACCCACUUUAUUUUUAUUAUUAUUUGCUCUUAAAUAAAGAGUAGAAAAAAUUAUAUGUCACCUCACAACAGUUAUGUCCUCGCUCUACUGAAAAUGAGCAGGGUAGUGACCCAACUAGACAAAAGCAGUAUUAGGGUCAACGUUUUACCGUUCCGCUGUUGAGAUGCGUGAAGACGUACUUCAAUCCAAUGUUUUCCGUCCUAGUACUUUGGAUGUUAACAGUUAGUUCUGUCAGCUGAUAUUUUAACGGACGCUAUUUUCUUUAUUAUUAUCACUACGGAGGAGGAUAGAAUUUUUAUUAUGAUAAUUAUGACACAUAAUUAAUAAAUUUUAUAUUAAUUUGAACAGAAAUUCACUUGAUUACAGAAUUCAGCUACGAGGCCUCGACUAAUGAUUAAUAUUAUUACUCUAACUGUUAUCGUUAGUAUUGUAAUUGACUUAUCAAUUGGACUAUUUAUUCACUGCGAAUUAUUGGUGAAAAAUUUAACGGGAAAUAUUUUUGAGCCUGUUUAUUUCGUUUUCUUUCAAGAUGUUUGCCAUGAGUGCCUUGUCAUAUUUGUUAUUUAUUUCGAUGAUGCAUUUAUCACAUUCAUGAAAUCCUAUCCUCGUACAUGACAUCACCAAUAUUUCAUUAUUUCAUGCCAGUACGCGUACGAAUGUGCAAAUUUUUUGACGGUGACCACGAAACAGCGGAAGACAAUAUAAAAACACCGACGUGCGCCCUAUAACCAAUAAAUCAGUAUCUGCACGACAUACUUCUCAGGCUUAGAAAAGUUGCUGAAGCAAGCCAAUUUUAAUCUGGAAGAGUUGACAAGCGUUAUUAACUCUGUUAUGCUGAGUUCUGACGGCUUUUAUUAGCUAUAGACCUAAAUAGGUCAUAGAUCUUCGUCGCACAUAUACAUGCAGCUAGAGUCACACGCAGUAACAAUUUUUUGUUACCGCUAAUUUUUCAGAACACUUAUUAUUAACUUACUUAUUAGCUUAAUUGAAGUAAACAUAUAGCCGAUAAAAAUAUAGUAGUUAUGUGAACUAAUUAAACUAUUUAACUUAACGAAUAGUCGUUAUUACAGUAAUAGUUAAAAUAAAUUUAGACAUACGUACGCUAUAGUAAUCUAAAAAAAUGUUAUGGAAAAACAAUUAAAACAUGUUGGUGCAAGCGGCGAUAGCAAGCAAACCACAAACACCAUAUACAGAUAUAUACAUUACUAUAUACAUAUAUAUAAAGGCUGCGGUAUUUACGUACUAAUGCUGCGUUGUCAAGUUAUACAGAAAUGGAGUAGGAAAGAGUGAGAGAAAAAGAAACCGGAGUCGAUAAUGAUAUUCAGAAAAAGUGGGUUGAUUCGACAGAUUGACUGAUUUUGAGUGGACAUGUUGAAACGAGUUGGAAAAUAAAGUAAAAAUUGUUGGUUUGUAUAUGUUUUGUUGAUGUUUGGGUGGGGUAAAUUUUUUUAUCGUUAAUAUGCAGUUGAAGGGGUCAAGCAAAAUGAGGGACUGUUAU
Messenger RNA from Varroa destructor (honeybee mite), 8917 nucleotides. Its product is annotated as Na(+)/H(+) exchanger protein 2-like. Gene Ontology annotation, biological process: regulation of intracellular pH; sodium ion import across plasma membrane; proton transmembrane transport. Gene Ontology annotation, molecular function: sodium:proton antiporter activity; potassium:proton antiporter activity. Lineage: Eukaryota; Metazoa; Arthropoda; Arachnida; Mesostigmata; Varroidae. Gene Ontology annotation, cellular component: plasma membrane. The record is from RefSeq and is a predicted model, not a curated record.